UCCCUCUUCAGGUGAGGCUGUUGGCAUAGAGCAAGACUUUAUAGCUUAAUAGAGAGCAGGCGUGAAGAAGAGGGCCGGCUCCUGCCUGCAGGCCUCUUUCUCAACGCGUCCAUCUCUUGAUAUGGAGUGUGGUUUCGCACCCCCUUGUCAAGGCAACCUUUCGACCAUGAGCUGGAUGCCUGUAGCUGAGUCAGAAAAGUUGCUGUCACGUGCCUUCCCCACUUUCCUCCUGGAGGAAACCACAGCACCUGCAGGUCAGUCACGUUAGCUUGGGAAGGCAACUCUUUGGAAGCGCGUGAUUUCCAUCUUCAGUCAACACCCGCGCUCCUCGCCUCCCCGCCCCCCGACUCCAGCUAUUUUGCUUGCCAUAUUGGACCCAAAGAGGUGGCGGCGACGCUGUGACUCAUGCCUGCGUCGAAGAGAUCAGCCGACGAUUCACACUUUAAAAAAGCAAAUCCCGACUACUUGUGUGAAAGGGUAGGGGGAGGUCAUUUCGAAUUAUAUUUCACCGCUCCAUUCAUAUUCCGACGUCGUUUGUGGUGGAGUUUAUAAACGCCAAGUCCUUCCAAAGCCCGGAUUUCUCCGUGUUCUACAUUUUGGACUCUUGGUCUAGCACCUCUAGCUGCCGAGAGGAACGGGAAGGAGGAGACCCUGUUGGGCUGAAAAGGUUGUGACACCGACCCUCAUGGCCGCCUCGGACCCAGCCUCCUCCAACACCGCGCAGGAUCCCAACACGGCUAAUUUACGACCCACAACCUAUGACACCUGGUGUGGAGUGGCUCACGGCUGCACGAAGAAAAUCGGACUCAAGAUAUGCGGGUUCCUGCAAAGGAAUAACAGCCUGGAAGACAAAAGUCGCCUGGUGAGCACGCUCAAGGAGAGGCAGUCGUCCAGAAACCUGCUGGCCUGCGAGAACAGUGAGAAAGAAGCCAGGUUCCGGAGGACCGAGACAGACUUCUCCAACCUCUAUGCCCGGGAUUUGCUGCCAGCCAAGAAUGGAGAGGAGCAGACGCUGCAGUUUCUUCUGGAGGUGGUGGACAUUCUCUUGUCCUACGUGCGGAAGACCUUUGACAGGUCCACCAAGGUGCUGGAUUUCCACCACCCACAUCAGCUCUUGGAAGGCAUGGAAGGUUUCAACCUGGAGCUCUCUGACAACCCAGAGUCACUUGAACAGAUCCUAGUCGACUGCAGAGACACUUUGAAAUAUGGAGUCAGAACAGGUCAUCCCCGCUUUUUCAACCAGCUUUCUACAGGACUAGAUAUCAUUGGCUUGGCUGGAGAAUGGUUGACAUCUACAGCUAAUACAAACAUGUUUACAUAUGAAAUUGCGCCUGUUUUUGUCCUCAUGGAACAAAUCACACUUCGAAAAAUGAGAGAGAUUAUUGGAUGGUCAAAUAAAGAUGGCGAUGGUAUCUUCUCACCUGGUGGUGCUAUAUCCAAUAUGUAUAGCAUCAUGGCUGCCCGCUACAAGUAUUUCCCAGAAGUCAAAACCAAAGGCAUGGCUGCAGUGCCGAAACUGGUCCUUUUUACCUCAGAACAUAGUCACUAUUCCAUGAAAAAAGCUGGAGCUGCGCUUGGCUUUGGAUCUGAAAAUGUGAUUUUGGUAAAGUGUAACCAAAGGGGGAAAAUAAUACCAAGUGAUUUGGAAUCCAAAAUUCUGGAAGCCAAACAAAAGGGAUAUGUUCCCCUCUAUGUGAAUGCAACUGCUGGAACAACGGUUUAUGGGGCAUUUGACCCAAUUCAGGAGAUGGCGGAUAUUUGUGAAAAAUAUAACCUUUGGCUUCAUGUAGAUGCUGCCUGGGGAGGUGGAUUACUCAUGUCUAGAAAGCAUCGCCAUAAGCUGAAUGGAAUAGAAAGAGCCAACUCUGUCACGUGGAAUCCGCACAAGAUGAUGGGAGUUUUAUUACAGUGUUCUGCCAUUCUUCUUCGGGAAAAGGGUAUACUUCAAGGUUGUAACCAGAUGUGUGCAGGAUAUCUGUUUCAACAAGACAAGCAAUAUGAUAUAACCUAUGACACUGGAGAUAAAGCAAUACAAUGUGGCCGCCAUGUGGACAUAUUCAAAUUCUGGUUGAUGUGGAAAGCCAAGGGUACAGUAGGAUUUGAAAGCCAGAUCAACAAAUGUCUCGAACUAUCAGAAUAUCUCUACAACAAGAUUAAAAAUAGAGAGGAGUUUGAGAUGGUUUUCGAAGGAGAGCCUGAACAUACAAAUGUGUGUUUCUGGUACAUUCCACCAAAUCUCAGGGGUAUUCCAGACUCUGAUGAGAGGAGAGAAAAAUUACAUAGGGUGGCGCCAAAAAUCAAGGCCCUGAUGAUGGAAUCUGGUACCACGAUGGUUGGAUAUCAGCCUCAGGGAGAUAAAGUCAACUUCUUCCGAAUGGUUGUUUCAAAUCCAGCAGCUACCAAGUCUGACAUUGACUUCCUCAUUGAGGAAAUUGAAAGAUUGGGGCAAGAUCUUUAAUCCACUGGAAUGACCGAUUUUACUUCUCUAAAGCACUAUUUUCCAGUACUGGCUUAAAAAAAACAACAGUUCUGUAAAAUGUAUUUUAAGGUAAACCCUUUCUAAAUGUUCCAUUUUUCUGAGGCACUGUCUUUAAAAACUACCACAACUACCCUUGUAAGAUUGUAACAUGAGCAUUAGUACUGUAUUUGACGGAAGGGAAAAUAUAUAUUGGGUUGAAUUACAUGUAGCACUGGUGGAAACAGAUCUUUCCUACCUUCCCCUUCCCCCAACAGUUACCUGUGAGCCUUGGGAAAGCUCUGAGGGUCAAAGAACUGUGAUACAACAUGGGUGGGUCUGUUGAAGAGUGAAAAAUGAGGGGGGGGGAUCACCUUUAGCAUCUUUGGCGCCACCCACAGAACAGGCAAGGGGAACCAUCUCACCUGCUUUCUUCUCCCCAAUGUAGCCAGCCAGCCCCACAUUUCAUGGCUUUUGAUUCACUUCGGUCCUCCUUCAUUGCCUUUAUGCAGCUCACAGGUGACUGCUGGGAAACGGGGAAGUCAAUCUGCCCGAUUCCAUCACAGGAUCCAAUGUAUCAUUGACUCUUAUUUAAGCAAGGUAAUUCUAGCUAGCAGAAAACUAAUUGUAUCAAGAUAGUCAAAUAAGAAUUCUGUGCAAUAAAAAUGUACAGUAUAUAUAUAUAUAAAUUAUAUAUAUAAAUAAACAAAUAAAUAAAAUAGUGAGAAACCUAAGAGUAAGCCACAGCAUGUUUUUCAGAGUAUGGGUGCUUUCAGUCAAGAACUGAUCUUGGAAGGCCCCAUUCACUUCAUAGGGCUCAUGCCAGAGUUUGCUUGGUGGAUUGUGUCCCAGUACUCCAACAUAAACACACUACUUUGAGAGUUUAUCUCACUGAUUUCAAUGGGAUAUAUUUAUGAGUAGCACAGGAGGCAACCCACAUCCCUGCGCUCACUGACGAAACUUCUGUUGAGUUUAACGGGCACAUUCAUCCCACUUUUAAGCUCCGCUGAUACUGGCGGAUCUUGAUGAGCACUUAAUUUGUGUCCCUAUGUAUGUGGAUUGUACCCAUAUUUAGGAUUGGGGUGUACAGAAGCUAAUGGUUUCCAUCAAAAGUAAAUCACAAGGUAACAUGCUAACUUGUGGUAACCCAGCUGGCAUUAGAUAGGGAUAUGUUUUUAAGAUGUAGAUUCUUAGAAACUACAAAAAAAGUUUAACCUUAUUUAAACAUUAGCGUUGGUGCUUCUCUAGCAUAAAAAAGAAGGAAACAAAACCUGAAGAGAACCACCCAGUAGAUACAUGUAUGUCCCCUUUAGUUGCCAUAUCAGGGGACGGUAGUAGCCAGGUUGUCGUAUUGCUGUAUUUUUUAGAAUUUGAUUUUGUGUAGAUUGUGUACAUUAUUGUUAAAUGGGAGGGAGGGGAGGAAUUAAAUGUAAUAGUUUUAAAGCAAGGUAACUGUUCAGUUCUAAGUAUAUGAACUGUUUUGCUUCUUUAUAUGCAGAGAUUUACCAUGCUAAAGAGUUGUCUUGUAUUUUCUUCCAUUUGUAAUGUAUCCUAUUUAUAUAAUUAUUGAAGUUCUAAAUAACGUUUAUUGGUAUAUUAGUGUAUUUGUGAGCCAAAGAGAAGAUUAAAAAAAAAUAGUUGACACAUUUAUAUAAUAGUGCCCUUAACACAAUAAUAACAUGUGAUUUUAUGGAAUCCAAGGAAUUUUAACUCUGUAUAUAGAUUUUAGCCUAAUGAAAUCCUCUCAAUUUAAUGGAAAUUUCACCUUGACUAAUUGUAACUUAGUUUGACUUUCCGCUGAGUGUUUCUAAUGCUUUUAAAAAAGUGAAUCAUGGAUGCUUAAGGCCCUUGAGUUCUUACAGUAGUUGAGGGCCAAUCUCUAUAAUUAGUUUAGAUAAAUUCUGUGACAACAUUACAUAAAGGUCCGUAACGAUUCUGUGAGAGCGCUCUGGGCUCCUAUGAAAAUGGAAAGGAUAACACACUGAGUAGUUUUGAGUGGACGAGAGAAGAUCUUGUCAGGGAAUCUUUCGAUUGCAGCUGUAUUGCCACAAGAGUUUUCAAAUAUAUACGAACCACAUUCAGCAUAGCUUUUACUAGCUAGGAGGCCAAUACUACAAAAAUCCUUGCUAAACCAUACUCAAAGGCAAGCAGAGUAGCUGAAUCAGUAGUUGUCUGUUGAUUGAAUUUCUUAGGGUCAAGCAACAUCUGCUGACUGAAUGCCUUCCCAAAUGCGCUGCUAUAGCUGUUAGCUUCAAUUGAUGCAUACUACAUUUUAAAGGCCAUUCCAUACACAGGCUCCACUGAAAUGAAAGGAACCUAUGUAAUUUGAUUGUAAUCGACAAACAUCUGGGCUUUAUGGCCUGGGUUUUCAACAAAACAAAGGCUGCAAUCUAAAGAAUGCUUUUCUGGGAAUAUGCCUCAUUGAACAAAGUGGGGCUUACUUCUGAGUAGGCUCACUUAGGGUUGCUCCCAAAGUUUUGUUGAUCUAUAUUAGCAAUAUUUUGAUGAAUGUUUAAGAUUUGUAUGGUUUGUAUGUGUGUGGGUUUUUUUGUUCCAGGAAUUAUCCAAGUGUGGAAUGAAUGUUAUGGAAAAGUC
Messenger RNA from Sphaerodactylus townsendi, 5050 nucleotides. RefSeq names its product glutamate decarboxylase 1 (gene GAD1). Gene Ontology annotation, biological process: GABA biosynthetic process. Bases 686 to 2458 code for a protein of 590 amino acids. Gene Ontology annotation, cellular component: cytoplasm; presynaptic active zone. The transcript is spliced from 17 exons. Gene Ontology annotation, molecular function: glutamate decarboxylase activity; pyridoxal phosphate binding. NCBI's taxonomy places the organism in Eukaryota, Metazoa, Chordata, Lepidosauria, Squamata, Sphaerodactylidae. The record is from RefSeq and is a predicted model, not a curated record.